ACCCGGAGGUGGGGGCUGGGGGAGUUAGGAAACAAAGUUGUUACCCGGGCAACACGGGACGCAGAGCUCUCCACCGUAUUUUUGGAGCCUAGAGAGCGACCCAAAAACUGACCCAGAACAUGGACUCUGAAAAUAUGGAAUCUGAAAAUGCAGAAACUGAAAACAUGGAAACUGAACACAUGGAAUCUGAAAACAUGGAAAUUGAAACUAUUUCUUCAGUUUCAACUCUGCAGGCUCUCUCAAGACUACUUUAUCCUGAAGAGGAUGACUUUGAGUUCGAACAGGCAAAUAGUUCAUCUGCUGUCGGAGCCAUGGGUCCUGGGAAUAUUGGACCACCAAAAAGAGAAGAGCUCAAAAUCAUCCCUCAAACCAGCAAUGAAAAUAGGAAGGACAUCUGGAAUCCAGAGGAGGUUCUAGAAGGAGCAGAGCACCACGACAUGUGGGAUGUCAGAGAAACACCAGAAUAUGAAAUUCUAUUCAAACAGCAGGUGGGAACUGAAGAUGUGUUCCUGGGAUUGACCAGAAAGGACGCUUCAACUGCGUGUUGUAAGGAUCUACUGGUUAAAAUUAAACUGCCAAAUACAAGCCCUUCUGAAAUUAAAAUCGAUAUUCAGGAAAUGAUCCUCGACCUCCGUACUCCUAAUAAGAAACUGUUGCUAACCCUUCCCCAUCCUGUGGAAUGCAACAGUGCCAAAGCUUGCUAUAUCCUUGAAAGUGAGACUCUCGAAGUUACCGUGACUAUGAAACGAGAGUUGGAUUUUCUUAAUUUCUUCUGAAACUGCAUGGAUAAGGAGGAAACUUGGUAAAACAGCACUGAUUAAAAAAACUAAAAACUGAAAAAAUUGCUUAAUGGUUUCAAUCUUCUCUGUAUUAUUCUGAUAUAUUUCAGAAAGGGCCUAUCAAUUCUAGUGAUAUUGUGAUCAUUUACAGUCAUUUCUUUUACUCUAGCAAGAAAUAUUGUUUUCUCAUACUAAUAAGCUAUUUCAUUUUUAUAGUGAUCGCUGGAUAGAAUUUACAGGUUAACCAAUUAGAUUACUACAUGGUCAAUUAAAUAACUGAAAUAUGACCGUGAAAUAGUUGGUCCACUUGUUUCAGUGGUCGAAAGAACUUAAGCCAAUUGAUUAUAACAUGAUACAAUCAGUUGCAUAGCAAUUGGUCAUUAUUAUCACCAGAAAAGUUUAUUCAGUUUCCUUUUUUUGUUGAUUUAAUCAAAUGAUUUUGCCUGUUCUCUGUUUAGGCUCUCACUAUUGUUAUAGAAUAUAUAAAUAACAAAGGAUUAUAAAUAGUCUGAUGCACCAUACUAACGACAUGUUUUGCUUGAAUAAGAAUACUCUUGAGCACACAGUGUUAUUUGGCUUCCUCAGUCCUGCUUUCAGUGUUUGGAUCUAUUUAGGUUAAAAAUAUUUUUCCUUUUGUGCAUUAAUAAUUAUUAACAAUGCCUUUUUGAGUACUGUGUUUAUAUUUAGUAAUUGAAUUCCUUGACAUUUAAAAAGAAUAUAAAGAAAAGUGUGGUGCAUUUACAAAUCCUGUUUUCUCUCAUUUCCUAUAUUUAUUCUUAAUUAGACACACUUAGUUUUAUGAAUUAUGCCAAUGUAUCGUGCCUCUUCUGUACUGUAUUGUGUAAGUUUAUUUUAGAAUUAUUUAUGAAUAAAUUAUAUUUAAAAACUU
Vicugna pacos (alpaca) is the source of this 1668-nucleotide messenger RNA. RefSeq names its product dynein axonemal assembly factor 6 (gene DNAAF6). Lineage: Eukaryota; Metazoa; Chordata; Mammalia; Artiodactyla; Camelidae. Gene Ontology annotation, biological process: flagellated sperm motility; axonemal dynein complex assembly. Gene Ontology annotation, molecular function: protein-folding chaperone binding; dynein intermediate chain binding. The record is from RefSeq and is a predicted model, not a curated record. Gene Ontology annotation, cellular component: cytoplasm.